Messenger RNA from Theileria orientalis strain Shintoku, 873 nucleotides. RefSeq lists its product as uncharacterized. Gene Ontology annotation, molecular function: cysteine-type deubiquitinase activity. The coding region runs from base 1 to 873 and encodes 290 amino acids. Gene Ontology annotation, cellular component: nucleus. The transcript has 7 exons. Gene Ontology annotation, biological process: protein deubiquitination. The record is from RefSeq and is a predicted model, not a curated record. NCBI's taxonomy places the organism in Eukaryota, Apicomplexa, Aconoidasida, Piroplasmida, Theileriidae.
AUGACUGAAAAUUUUGUACAUUUUCUACACAUAAGGAUGGAAAAGGUAAUAUAUUGGGAAAAACAGGACCCAAAAACAAAAAUGUGCGCCCUUCAUUGCCUAAACUCGCUUCUACAGGGGCCGCUGGUUACAACGGAUGAACUCUGCGAGAUAUCAAUGUUGUUGGAUUCCGAGGAGAAUCGGUUACUUAACGGCAACUUUGGGUACAAUGGGAGAGUGCUAGGCUACGGAAACGUGUCGGACUCAGGAGACUUUAACCUCCCAGUACUCCAGAGUGCUUUGACGACAAGAAACAUAUCAUGUACACACUUUUCGCUAAGUCAACUGAGUCUGUCGAUGUUCCAAAACAACCACUCGAUUGGAUUCAUAUGUAACAUACAAUCACACUGGUUUUCAAUAAGAUACUUGCAUCAUAACUGGUACAUCCUGGACAGCCUUCGACAAGGACCAGUGCCAAUCGAACCAGGCCCACUGCACGACUACGUGAAGAAGAACCUGGAAACAGCAGCAGGAGUGAUACUGCUCGUGGUGCCGACAGGCACGAAGCUGCCGGAGCCGGACCCCUUCGCACACCCAACAGUGCAGCCAAACCAGUUCUACGUCAAGCUGUCGGAAAUAGAAGGAGGCAACGAGGGGGGAGGAUUCGGGAACAGCGGAGUGGUGCAAAACGGCCCAGACGCUAAAAGAAGAGACAGCAGCAAGGUGUGGCCAACCACCGGUGGAAUCAGGUUGGACCAAGUGGUAGAUCAGCCACUUCACGGGGAUCAGGAAUACACAGGAACUGACGCAGUAAAAAUCGCAAUAAAGCUGUUCAACAGUAGAAUCACGAGGAGCUUCGCACCAACCUCGAGCAUCAACGUAAGUUUGCGGUAA